Molecule: messenger RNA, 717 nt
Organism: Limanda limanda (common dab)
Lineage: Eukaryota; Metazoa; Chordata; Actinopteri; Pleuronectiformes; Pleuronectidae
Product: dynactin subunit 6-like
Exons: 7
Coding region: 1-588 (195 amino acids)
Biological process (GO): mitotic spindle organization
Cellular component (GO): dynactin complex
Molecular function (GO): dynein complex binding
Source: RefSeq, a predicted model, not a curated record
AUGUCGGACGCCAGCAAACAGCUGAUGGCUCAGAAAAGUGGUAAAAUUGCAGCUGGAGCAGUUGUGUGUGUUGAGAGUGAAAUAAGAGGAGAUGUGUCCAUCGGAGCCAGAACAGUCGUCCACCCAAAGGCCAGGAUCAUAGCAGAGGCUGGGCCUAUUGUCAUUGGAGAGGGGAAUCUAAUAGAGGAGCAGGCUCUUAUUAUCAAUAGUUAUCCAGAGAACAUCAUGCCAGACACAGAGGGGGUGGAGCCAAAGACGAUGACGAUUGGAACCAACAACGUGUUCGAGGUUGGAUGUGUUUCCCAAGCUCUUAAAAUUGGGGACAAUAAUGUGAUUGAAUCCAAGGCUGACCUCGGGAGGAAUGUGAUCCUGACCAGCGGCUGCAUCGUGGGCGCCUGCUGCCAGGUCAACACGUGCGAGGUCGUGCCCGAGAACACGGUCGUGUACGGAUCAAACUGCAUCAGGCGCGUGCAGAGUGAGAAGCCGCAGCCUCAGACUCUGCAGCUCGACUUCCUCAUGAAGAUUCUGCCCAACUACCAUCACCUGAAGAAGACGGUGAAGGGCGGCGGCACGCCCGUGAGGAACUAAAGUGGAGGAAUUUAAACGUCCUGCACACGCCAACACCACAAACUCUCACAUUUCCCUCAGUUUGCACUCGCCGCACAAUUCAUUUUUUUUCCCUAAUGUCUAAUAAAAUCACCUGCAGCUUCAAAACAA